This is a messenger RNA of Pelodiscus sinensis (Chinese soft-shelled turtle), 6596 nucleotides long. The record is from RefSeq and is a predicted model, not a curated record. Lineage: Eukaryota; Metazoa; Chordata; Testudines; Trionychidae.
UCCGAACCAGCCCCCAGCCCGCCGGGGAGACCCCGCCAGCCCAUCCCCACUGCAAUGUCAAAGGGCUUGAAAAAGAAAAGCCACUGGACGAGCAGAGUCCACGAGAUUGUCCUAGGCAGGAACCAAGAGGGGCAGCUGGGCUUUGAGCUGAAAGGGGGAGCGGAGAACGGGCAGUUCCCGUACCUGGGGGAGGUGAAGCCCGGCAAGGUGGCCUAUGAGAGCGGCAGCAAGUUGGUGCCGGAGGAGCUGCUGCUGGAGGUGAACGAGACCCCCGUGGCCGGGCUCACCAUCAGGGAUGUGCUGGCCGUGAUCAAGCACUGCAAGGACCCCAUCCGGCUCAAGUGUGUCAAGCAAGGAGGCAUCGUUGAUAAGGACCUUCGUCACUACCUCAAUUUACGGUUCCAGAAAGGUUCGGUGGACCACGAGCUCCAGCAGAUCAUACGUGACAAUCUCUACCUCCGCACAGUGCCAUGCACCACAAGGCCACAUAAGGAGGGGGAGGUCCCGGGCGUGGACUAUAUUUUCAUCACUGUUGAAGAUUUUAUGGAACUGGAGAAAAGUGGUGCUCUCUUAGAAAGUGGAACAUAUGAAGACAACUACUACGGCACUCCAAAGCCUCCAGCAGAACCAGCUCCAUUAUUGUUAAAUGUGACAGACCAGAUCCUUCCAGGUGCCACACCUAGCGCUGAAGGCAAACGUAAGAGGAAUAAAUCAGUGAGCAAUAUGGAGAGGACUGGUAUUGAACCACCAGAAGAGGAAGAGGAAGAAAGACCUGUGGUCAAUGGAAAUGGCAUGGCAGUAACACCAGAAUCAAGUGAACAUGAAGAGAAGAGUACAGGUGCCUCAGGUGAGAUUUCUUCCCAGCUUUAUCCUGCACCAGUAUACAGUCAGCCUGAAGAAGCAAAGGAGAAUAUGGAUGUAACAAAGCAAACAAAACCUGAAGAGAAUGAUGAAUUGGGCCCAUUGCCUGAUAAUUGGGAAAUGGCUUAUACAGAAAAAGGGGAAGUCUACUUUAUUGACCAUAACACAAAGACAACAUCAUGGCUGGAUCCACGACUUGCGAAAAAGGCUAAACCUCCUGAAGAGUGCAAAGAAAAUGAGCUUCCAUAUGGCUGGGAGAAGAUUGAUGAUCCCAUUUAUGGCACUUAUUAUGUUGACCACAUAAAUAGAAGAACACAAUUUGAAAAUCCUGUCCUUGAAGCAAAAAGGAAGCUACAGCAGCAUAACAUGCCCAACGCAGAACUUGGAACAAAGCCUAUGCAGGCCCAAGCUUUCCGAGAAAAACCACUCUUCACCCGUGAUGCAUCACAACUGAAGGGAAUUUUUCUCAGCACAACUCUCAAGAAGAGCAACAUGGGCUUUGGAUUUACCAUCAUUGGUGGGGAUGAGCCAGAUGAGUUUCUACAAGUGAAGAGUGUAAUUCCUGAUGGGCCUGCAGCACAGGAUGGCAAAAUGGAAACAGGUGAUGUCAUUGUCUAUAUUAAUGAAGUUUGUGUCCUUGGGCAUACUCACGCAGAUGUAGUCAAACUCUUCCAGUCAGUUCCUAUUGGUCAGAGUGUCAACCUGGUGCUAUGUCGUGGAUACCCUUUGCCCUUUGAUCCUGAAGAUCCUGCCAACAGCAUGGUGCCACCACUUGCAGUAAUGGAGAGGCCUCCGGUAGUAGUAAAUGGAAGACAUAACUAUGAAACUUAUUUGGAAUACAUUUCUAGGACCUCUCAAUCUGUUCCAGACAUAACAGAUCGACCGCCACAUCCCUUGCACUCCAUUCCAGCAGAUAGUCAGCUUGAUAGCACAUUCCCUCCACCUGUUCAUGAUGAUAAUGUAUCAAUGGCUUCCUCUGGGGCCACCCAAGCUGAACUCAUGACCUUAACCAUUGUGAAAGGGACCCAGGGCUUUGGCUUCACUAUAGCAGACAGUCCUACAGGACAGAGAGUGAAGCAAAUUCUAGACAUUCAGGGAUGUCCUGGUUUGUGUGAAGGUGACCUCAUUGUUGAGAUCAACCAGCAGAAUGUACAGAACCUGAGCCAUGCAGAAGUAGUGGAUAUACUUAAAGAAUGUCCUGUUGGAAGUGAAACUUCUUUGAUUAUCCAUAGAGGAGGUUUCUUUUCUCCAUGGAAAACUCCAAAGCCUAUGAUGGAGCGAUGGGAGAAUCAAGGCAGCCCUCAGACCAGUUUAUCUGCUCCAGUUAUACCACAGAGUAUUCCCUUUCCACCCACCCUUCACAGGAGUUCGUUUCCUGAUUCAACAGAGGCCUUUGACCCAAGAAAACCUGACCCAUAUGAGCUAUACGAGAAGUCAAGAGCUAUUUAUGAAAGUAGGCAGCAAGUGCCGCCCAGGACUGGUUUUCGAGUGGAUUCCUCUGGUCCAGAUUACAAGGAGCUUGAUGUUCACCUUCGGAGGAUGGAGUCUGGAUUUGGCUUCAGAAUCCUUGGAGGAGAUGAACCUGGACAGCCUAUUCUGAUUGGAGCAGUAAUUGCAAUGGGCUCGGCAGACAGAGAUGGUCGUCUACAUCCUGGUGAUGAGCUGGUGUAUGUAGAUGGGAUUCCAGUGGCUGGCAAAACCCACCGAUAUGUGAUUGAUCUCAUGCAUAAUGCAGCCCGAAAUGGGCAAGUGAAUCUUACUGUGAGAAGAAAGGUGCUAUCUAUAGGAGACCCUUGCCCAGAAAAUGGCAGAAGCCCAGGUUCAGUGUCUACUCACCACAGUUCUCCUAGAAGUGACUAUGCUGCUUAUGCUAAUAGUAAUCAUGCUGCAUCUAGUAGUAAUGCUACACCACCAGAGGGCUUUCCUUCACACAGCUUACAAACCAGUGAUGUUGUCAUCCACCGCAAAGAGAAUGAAGGGUUUGGCUUUGUUAUCAUCAGCUCCUUAAACAGGCCGGAAUCUGGAUCUACAAUAACUGUACCCCAUAAAAUAGGGAGGAUAAUUGAUGGAAGCCCUGCUGAUCGCUGUACAAAACUGAAAGUCGGAGACCGGAUCUUAGCUGUGAAUGGCCAGUCUAUUAUUAACAUGCCUCAUGCCGAUAUUGUGAAGCUAAUUAAAGAUGCAGGUCUUAGUGUAACACUUCGCAUCAUUCCUCAGGAGGAGCUGAACAGCCCAGCUUCCGCACCAAGCUCAGAGAAACAGAGUCCCAUGGCCCAGCAGCACAGCCCGAUGGCUCAGCAGAGUCCAGUAGCACAGCAGAGCCCUGUAGCACACCACAGUCCCGUAGCACAGCCACCACCUCCUCAACCUCUCCAGUUACAAGGACAUGAAAACAGUUAUAGGUCAGAAGUGAAAGCAAGACAGGAUGUGAAACCUGACAUCCGACAACCUCCAUUUACUGACUACAGACAGCCUUCAGCAGACUAUAGACAGCCUCCAAUAGACUACAGACAUCCUCCUGUCGUGGAUUACCAGCAGCCACCACCUCUGGACUACAGGCAGCCACCUUUAAUAGAUUACAGACAACAUUCUCCUGACACUAGGCAAUAUCCUCUGUCAGAUUACAGGCAGCCCCAGGAUUUCGAUUAUUUCACUGUUGAUAUGGAGAAAGGAGCCAAAGGGUUUGGAUUUAGUAUUCGAGGAGGAAGGGAGUACAAAAUGGAUUUGUAUGUGCUGAGGUUAGCAGAAGAUGGGCCAGCAAUAAGAAAUGGAAGGAUGAGGGUGGGGGAUCAAAUAAUUGAAAUCAAUGGGGAAAGUACAAGGGACAUGACACAUGCCAGAGCAAUAGAGCUAAUCAAGUCUGGUGGCAGGAGAGUGCGGCUCUUGUUAAAGCGCGGAACAGGCCAGGUCCCGGAAUAUGACGAACCAAACUCCUGGAGUUCUCUCUCUGCCACCUCCCCAGGUCUGCCGGAAAUAGCUAUUUCCCUUGAUGACAUAAUCUCACCAUUAUCUUCAUCACAUCUGGCCCCACCCUCUGACCCUUCUCAUCAGAUAAACUCAGAACCAAGAUGGGAUAUCAAGAGGGAACAUGAUGUAAGAAAACCAAAGGAGCUUUCAUCAAAUGGCCACAAAAAGAAAAGAUUAGGAGAGCAAAGAGAAGGGUCAGCAAGUCCUAAAAAGAUAGACAAGUCAAAGCAUGAAGAGGCUUCUAGGAAAGGAUACUCAGAAGGCAAAAAAAAGCCCACUGAUGGUGGCAGGCCCACCUCCGAAAGUAAGGCAAUGGGACAGAGUGCUAUGAUCGAGGCUGGAGCAAGCGAGCAGGCUUAUGUCGGAAUCAAUGAUGAACAUCUUGGGAGAUCCAAGAAGCCAGAAAGCAAGAGAGGUGGAUCUCUCAAUAUGAAAGAAGAUCACAGAUCUGGAAAUAUCACUGAGAAGAAAUCAGCUGCAGCUUCUGAACACGUCAAGCUUGAUUUAGUUGGUGCUACAAAGACGUACAGUAGCAAUAGCUGCAGCUCACAUGGAAGUGAUAUGGACCAGAACAAGAGGGACCCUGAUGGGAAACCCAGUGAGUUCCCCAGGAAGGGACAUCUCCAUUCCAUUAACAAUCGCAGCAUCAACAAUACAGUUCGGAAGGCAACUGUCUCACCAGGCCCAUGGAAAAUUCCAGGCUCGGAUAAGCUGCCCAGUGUACUGAAGUCUGGCACUUCUGCCAUGAGCAGAUAAAUAAGUGAACUGUUGCCCUCUAGCUGUUUCACACUGAUGCAGAACAUAUUUCUUAGCUUCUGUCUCACAUUGAUUUAUUUUAAUUUAUUUUAACUAUCACACAUAUACACAAAAACACUGAGGAAUGGAAACAUUAAUGUGUAAUUCCAUGAUAAUGUGCACAAUGUCUAAUAAAUUCAAGCAGCAUAUAGUCAACAUGGAGAUUUAAAACUGACCCUAAAGUCCCCAGUUCCAUUUUAGGGACUUUGGCAGCUAUGGAAGAAACCAAAACAAUACAAAGGACAAUACAUCAGAGAAGGACAGUGCAGUGUAGCUUUAGUACUUUUAUUCCACUGCAUGAAGGACUUGGAUUUAGUUCAAACUUUAUAUCAAGGAACUGGAACAAGUUAGAGCACUCACAAACUGGAACAUCGCCUUAAAUAAAAUUGCACGAAGCAAGCUGAAACUGAGAGAGGAUAUUUUAACUGAGAUAAGAGGUUGUAAAUACAUUGUUCUCAACAUAUCUAGACAAGGGUGCAAAGGUUUCUUUGAAACUAUACACCUAUGACAUGUUUCCACUGUUAACAAUUUGGAAUAAUCCACAUGAUCCCCAACAGCAUAGUUCACUUCAUGGGUUGAGUUGGAUGAGUUGGGGAAUCUAACGGAUUAGUUGGUGUGAUAGCAUUUCUACUGCCAUUUUGUGAACAAAUCAUAUUUCUGUACAUUGGAAAGGAGUUAGGGUGCAGUUGUAGUUGCAGAUUAUCCUCAAAAGGGAUUUACCACAGGUUCCCCUAAUAUUACAAGGUAGCACAGAAACCUCAAUUGGUCAAGCUCAAAACUGAGAUUUACAGUUACAAGACCCUUAUAAUGAAAGGAUGAUUCUUAAAAGAAGAAAAGCUGCAGGUUCCUUGACGUAAGGCCUUCUUACUCACAGAAAACAAUAACUUUGCUUAUCAACAGUGCUAUAUUAAUUAAAAUAUCUUUACGUUCAAUGCACAUACAAACACAAAAGAGACGUGUUUCCAAGUUAGUUACAGUUCUUAGUUCUUAUAUUUUCAUCAAAAGAAUUUUCUCUUUCUUUUAUUUCCAUAUCGUACUCUGUCUCAAAUUUCAAAUCUCAAGUCUAUCUUCCUGGGGAAGGAUUCCACGUUCCAUGAGUCACAGUUCUAUACCCAGUAGACUUUUAGUUUGGCCAAAAUAGUCUGGUCAAUAAUACACUGGUUGUUUACAAAAUUGUGUGAUGCUGUGUUCAGAAAUACACAGACAUCCAAAUACUAGCAAUCUCUGAUCUGCAUGUGCUCUGCUCGAGGGUCACACUGAGAUCAAACAGGUCAGGAAAUAACCAUAGCUCUCAAAUAUUGAACGAAACUCAUUCUCCCCUUAGACAUGUGGAGCCAUGUUUCUUCCUAGCAAAUUAUUUUAAAAGUCUGAAACAAAGGAUUUUGCAGCUUUUAAACCUUUUUUUAAGAAAAACUCCAUUUAUCAUAUUUUUAAAAGCACAAAUCUAUGUAGCUGUUGACAACAUUUAUUUAAUUAAAAAAAUCUUUACCCCCUGAACUAGAAGCCCAAUAUAAUUUGUCAUUAAUGUAUUGAAUUGGAUUUUGGACAAUGCUUCGGUAGUGUAGAUGCAUGUCCUGGUAUCUUAUUUUCUAUUAUAUAAUGAAACAAAUCAUAAACCCUGAAAAACAAUUGAGAUUAUGCUUGCAUAAACUCUAAUUUGCACAGUUCACAGCUACUCCUUGUGCAGUAAUUGCUUUAUGCGGCUGUAAUCAAUGACCUGUGAAGACAGCACAUCAUCGAAACCCGUUCCAAAUAAUAUUUCUGUGUAGUGUUAGCUGUGAAUUUACCCUGUACAGCUCUAUCUCUAUAAAUAUAAUUCCAUGUAUUAAUAGUCACAGAAAGGCUGUAAGUGAGCAACUAUUUUUAUGAAACGCACCACUAUGGAUAAAUUAACUUUUACAGAAAUCUUGUUUACUGUAUGAUAAUCUAAACCACUGUCAAAUAAAAUAUAUAUAUAUAUAUCCAAAAAUCUU